CCACGUGUCGUGAUCGGAAUCACCGGUGCACGCCACUCGCGUGGAACGAUCCGUAUAUUACCGUUUUACCGACAAGGCAGUGAAACUGGGGUUUUGACCGUGGUGGGGGAAAACAGGAGAAGACGUGCGGCGGAGUUGUCUUCUGCUCAACUCUUCAAAUUUCCGAUUAAAAAGAAAUUCGAAAAUCGAAUUAAGAGAGAGAGACGUAAGACAGAGAGUCAUCUUUUUAUUUCUUCACAUCUAUUCAUUAUCCGAUGCCUUCAAUCUCUCUUUGUUUCUCUCUCUAGAACUACGAGUUUCCCGUCGAUACAUACAUAUCCUCUCGCUUUUUCUCUCUCCUCCUUGAGGACUGUUAAUCUCAAUAAGUAUCAACGAAACCCUAAGGAUUUAUUUAAUUCGUAUAAAAAAACCCUUCAAAAUUCUUGAUUCAAAUUUGUAUAUAUUAUUUGUAUAAUUAUUUGUUCAUAGAAAUUCUUUCAAUUUUAUCUGGUAUUUUGCCUUAUCGGGUUUGUGCUUUUUGUUCAUAGAUAGAUAGAUAGAGGCAGGAAAAGGAAAAAAUCAAAAAAGAAACAACACACGCAACAAAGGAGUUUUUAGAGGGAUUUUGUUGUUGUGUGUUGCAGUUGAAAUUUAUACGAUUAGAAUCUGGAUACAUACUGCCGGUUUGGAUUAUUUUUGGCAGCUUGUUCUUUUCUGGUGGUGUGAUUAAUGUGAAGAAGCGAGACAACGGAAGAGGACGUCGUUGCAAGUGUAGUCGAAACCAUCUUUUUUUGUUUCGAUUUGCAUGAUUAUUGGAUGGGGUUUUGAGUUGUAAGCUGAAGAUGCAGACACCUGUAAGUGGAGGGCUUUGAUCAUAACUGCGAGUGUUCAUUUUCGUCGAUAUAAGAAGGGGCAAGUUUGCCGGAGGUUAUGAUCAUUAGAGUGGUGAGGGGGCUGAGCAUCUGUGCGUGGUGUGUCGUUUCGGGGAUUGGUUUUUUAGGGUUGUUUCCGUUGGUUGUUCCAUUGGGGAUGAGGAAUGAUAGCCAGAAAAGUGGUGAUGGUGGAUCAGUGGUGCCAAGGGGUAGAGUCAAUAACGGUAUACUUCCAAAUUCGUUUAGGGCUUUUUCGAGCUACCUGAAGAUUGUUUCCUCUGGUGCAUCCACCGUUGCCUCCACUGUGAGGUCUGCAGCAUCCGCAGCUUCGGCGAUUGUAGAGAGGGAUGGUGACACCAGCCAUGAUCAGGUUUCCUGGGCUGGGUUCGACAAACUAGAGCUUGAAAAAGGUAAUUUACGUCGAGUUCUCUUACUGGGCUUCAGUUAUGGAUUUCAGAUCUGGGAUGUUGAAGCUGCAGACAAUGUGCAUAAUAUAGUAUCAAGGCAUGAUGGCCCUGUUUCAUUUAUGCAAGUGUUACCAAAACCUUUGGCAUCAAACCAAUCUGGGGACAAAUUUGCAGACAGUCGCCCAUUGCUGGUUAUCUGUGCUGAUGGAUCCUUUUCUGGAGAUAUUAAUGAUCAUGAGGGAUCAGUCCUGACUAAUGGGAUGGUCCAACAAUUCAAUGGUUCAGUUAAUGGUACUUGUAUGCCCACAGUAGUUUGGUUUUAUUCCUUCAAAUCUCAGUCGUAUGUACAUCUCUUAAGAUUUCGGUCUGUUGUCCAUUUAGUACGAUGCAGUUCUCGAGUUGUUGCUGUCUUGCAAUCAAAUCAGAUACAUUGUCUUAAUGCUUCUUCACUUGAGAGAGAAUAUACAAUCCUUACAAAUCCAGUGCCAACUGGAUCUGGAAAUAUAGGUGUUGGACCCCUUGCUGUGGGACCCCGGUGGAUGGCUUACAGUGGGAGUCCAGUUGCCAUUUCAAGUGCUCGUCGCGUGAGUCCUCAACAUGUUACUCCUUCACAAAGUUUACCUUCUCACUCUUCGAAUGGAAGUCUUGUUGGACAUCUUGCUCGAGAGUCAAGCAAACAACUUGCUGCUGGUAUUGUUACAUUAGGGGACAUGGGGUAUAAGAAGCUAUCAAGGUACUAUUCUGAGCUCUAUCCCGAAAGCAACAAUUUUCAGUCAGGGAGUGGUCGUCUAAAGGUCAACGGUGUUGCUAAUGGACAUCCACCUGAUGCAGACAAUGUUGGGAUGGUUGUCGUCAGAGAUAUUGUCAGCAAAGAUGUCAUUGCCCAGUUCAAGGCACAUAAAAGCCCUAUUUUGUCAUUGUGCUUUGAUCCAAGUGGUGUACUUUUAGUUACUGCCUCUGUUCAGGGUCACAACAUUAAUGUCUUUCGGAUAAUGCCUGGCUCAUCUGGAGCUGUUCACGUCCAUCUUUACAGGCUACAACGCGGUCUGACCAAUGCUGUUAUACAGGACAUAAGCUUUAGUACUGACAGCCAAUGGAUUAUGAUCAGUUCCUUAAGAGGGACGAGUCAUCUUUUUGCUAUAUCCCUGUCUGGGGGAUUAGUUAGUUUUCAGUCGACUGAUUCUUAUUCUAGAUUGCAGGUGCUGACUCAACAGAGCAUCUGUGCAUCUGGUCCUCCAGUUAACCUUAAUGCUGUCAGCCGAAUAAGAAAUGGAAGUAAUGGUUGGAGAAAUAGUAGCGGUGCUGCUGCAGCUGCAACCGGGCGAUCUAGCUCACUAUCUGGGGCAGUUGCAUCAGUUUUCCACAACUGCAAAGGAGAUAGUGUGCAUGGCGAUCAGAGUUCCUUGAUGAAAGAUUAUUACCUGCUUGUUUUCUCUCCAUCUGGCAGUGUGAUACAGUAUGUUCUGCAUUUUUCUCCUGCUCUGGAUGGGACGAUGGCUUUGCCGGGAGCAAGUUUUACUUCUGAAUCUGGUAUUGAUUGUGAUGCAAGAUUGAUGGUCGAGGCAAUGCAGAAAUGGAAUAUUUGUCAAACAAACCGAAAGGAACGGGGAGAUAAUAUUGACAUGUAUGGUGAAAAUGGAAAUUCAGAUAGCAGUAAAGUAUAUCCGGACAUAAUGAGACAUGAAAAUGGUGCAUUUUUUGAUGUUUCUGGUUUAAGAAAAAAUGAACAUAUAUUUUCUGAGGAAAAACAUCAUAUGUACAUAUCUGAAGCAGAACUUCAAAUGCAUCAAAAGAACCUGGUGUGGACCAGAUCUGAGAUUUAUUUUCAGUCAAUGCAGAAUGAUGACCUAAACGAAGGUGAUCAUGGUGGAGAAAUUGAAAUUGAAAGAUUCUCUGUUCGUAUGCUUGAAGCAAGGUCAAAAGACUUAGUUCAGUUUUUGAUUAUCUUCAAAAUCCCAAAUUUCGUGGGAGAUCAUAGCCUGGAUAUGCUUUCGUCUGAAUUCUACGAUCACUGCAGACAUAAUGGUCACUUUCAGCCUCAGGGAUCUGAUUCCUCUGAGGAUGGAAAGAUUCCCGGCAGGUGUCAUUCAGGUUCUGAUGCCAUGGCCAACUGUGGCAUUGUAGGGGGGAAUGAAUCGGACAUUGGUCUUGAAUGCAAAGAACAAGAUGGUCUCCAGAUAUUAACUGAAACUAGCAGGGACUAUGUAAUAACUGAUUCCCCAACAACUAACACCGAGCAAGAGGAGACUGUAUAUACUAGAGCAAACAUUGCAAGGGAGAGCCACCUUAGAUCUGUAAAUAAUAGAGAUGGCUCGAACAUGAAGAACCAGUUUGAAGAAGGUGAUGAGUUUGACUAAGGUAAUUCCUUCCUCACAAUCCUUAGAAAGGAAACUCUUGUGGGAAGCAUCGCGGGUGUCCGUAAGUAUUUUUGAUGGUUGUGAUUCUGGAUUAGUUUCGUACCGUAAUGUUGUUUAAAUUUGUCUGCCCAGCACCAGGUAUGUUGACAAGAUCCGUGCUGUACUGCUAGUGGGAGAUUGUUUGAAUUUGGUUUUCCUCCCUGCCUUAUCAUUUUGAUCUAUCUUAGUCUGGAAUUCUUAACGGGGUAUUGCAGGGGAGAUGAGGCUCGACCCGAUUAAUCUUUACUACUGUUGUGUCUCCUCAGUGUGGUGUGAUAUUCUUUUAUUCAGUGGAAAAAUGGCUGUGGCGGAAUAUACAUGUAGAGAGAAGCGAACACUAGAUGCUUUGGAUUGAUUGUGGAAGUGUGCACCUUUUGUUCAUGUUACAUUCUGCGACAGAUGUAAAGAAAAUUUAUCAGAUUAUAAUCCCAAUAAUAGCUGCCUGCUUCAAUA
This is a messenger RNA of Salvia miltiorrhiza (redroot sage), 4107 nucleotides long. RefSeq names its product autophagy-related protein 18f. Gene Ontology annotation, cellular component: cytoplasm. The record is from RefSeq and is a predicted model, not a curated record. Gene Ontology annotation, biological process: response to starvation; autophagy. Lineage: Eukaryota; Viridiplantae; Streptophyta; Magnoliopsida; Lamiales; Lamiaceae. Gene Ontology annotation, molecular function: protein binding.